Sorghum bicolor (sorghum) is the source of this 1212-nucleotide messenger RNA. RefSeq lists its product as uncharacterized. Lineage: Eukaryota; Viridiplantae; Streptophyta; Magnoliopsida; Poales; Poaceae. The coding region runs from base 1 to 1212 and encodes 403 amino acids. The record is from RefSeq and is a predicted model, not a curated record. The transcript has 3 exons.
AUGGAACUUGAAGAUGUAGUUAAUGAGCUGAUGGAUUCUUCAUCGUCGUCGUCGUCAUCGUCGGAUGAUGACGAUGAGGUAUAUGCUGCAGCAGAGCAUAUAAUACUAUCAAACAUUGUCAAUCCAGCAUGCCAUCGUGGUUCUGUAGAGGGACAUCGUGUUGUGAAUCGUGACAGGCAGUCAGGACACUGUAGAUUGUAUGAAGAUUAUUUCUCAGAUAAUCCUACAUAUGGACCGAGCUAUUUCAGGCGCAGGUUUCGAAUGCGACGUCACGUGUUUGUCCGCAUAAUGAAUGCCAUUGAGAUGUAUGAUGACUAUUUCGUGCAGAAGAGGAAUGCGGCCGGAACCCUUGGACUAUCUUGUUUGCAGAAGGUGGUGGCGGCUUUCCGAAUGUUAGCUUAUGGAGUAGCAGCUGAUGCUAUGGAUGACUAUAUCCGUAUUGGGGAGACUACUGCUCUAGAAAGUCUUAGAAAGUUUGUCAGAGCUAUUGUUAAGGUAUUUGGACAUGAAUACUUGAGGUUGCCCAAUGAGGAUGAUACUGCCAGAUUACUUGAGAUUGGUGAGAGUAGAGGUUUUCCUGGCAUGCUUGGUUCCAUUGAUUGUAUGCACUGGACCUGGAAGAAUUGUCCUUAUGCAUGGCAAGGUUCGCAUAAUGAUUUAAAUGUUCUUCAAAGAUCUCCUAUAUUUGCAAGGCUUGCUGAAGGUCAAGGGCCACAGGUAAAUUAUAGCAUCAAUGGGAAUAGUUAUACUAUGGGUUACUAUCUAGCAGAUGGUAUAUAUCCAUCUUGGGCCACAUUUGUGAAGACCAUACCUGAGCCACAGGGUAAUAAGAACAAAUAUUUUGCAAAAGCACAAGAAGCUUGUAGGAAGGAUGUCGAACGAGCAUUUGGGGUUCUACAAGCUCGUUUUGCCAUUGUUCAAGCGCCGGCACGCGUGUGGGAUGAGGAUACAAUUCAACUUGUCAUGACGGCUUGUAUCAUUAUGCACAAUAUGAUUGUUGAAGAUGAGGGAGUUGAUGAAAAAGAUUUCAAAUAUGAUGAUGUGGGAGAAAAGGUGACUGUAUCACACGAUGCUACACCUAAGUUCGAUGCAUUUAUGCAGAAUUACAAGAAGAUCAAGGACAAGGAGACACACACAGCGCUUCAAGCCGACCUUAUCGAGCACUUGUGGCACAACUUUCCAGAUUUAUAUACAAAUAGUACUGUUGAAUAA